Molecule: messenger RNA, 2334 nt
Organism: Plasmodium vinckei vinckei
Lineage: Eukaryota; Apicomplexa; Aconoidasida; Haemosporida; Plasmodiidae
Product: ABC transporter B family member 5, putative
Exons: 1
Coding region: 1-2334 (777 amino acids)
Biological process (GO): transmembrane transport
Cellular component (GO): membrane
Molecular function (GO): ATP hydrolysis activity; ABC-type transporter activity; ATP binding
Source: RefSeq, a predicted model, not a curated record
AUGGGAAAUUGCCUUUGUAAAUUAAGAGAUCCAGAUUUAUUUAUUAUAAAUUUUUUAAAUAAUUUUUACAAAAAUGCAUAUAAACAUGUUUGUAGUAACACAUAUAUCAGUGGGUUGGGAAAUGGGAUAAGUAGUUUUUUUUCAGACCUUAUGAAGAGAUGCAGUUUGACAAAAAUAUGGGGAAAUAAUAAUAGAAAAAAUCACGUAAAUAAUAAUACGUUGGGGUCACAGCAAAAUGAUAACUACAUAUUUCGAGCUUUGUAUGAAAUGACUAGCUAUGAAAAAACGUUAUUGGCAAUCUCUUUAAUAUUUUUAGGAAUUAAUGCAAUUACAAACUUAAGUUAUCCUAAAAUUAUGGGAGAAUGUGUAGAGGGUGAAAAUUUGAAAUUUGACCGAUCCAAUAUUAUUGUAAAAGUGUUGCAAAAAUUAAAUAUAUUAGAAAAGUUUAAAUUAAAUUCAAAUAAAAGUAUAAGUGCCAUGUUAUAUUUUUUACCUUAUUUUAUAUGUGGGGGAAUAGCAUCUUAUUUUCGUAUUUACUUUACAAAUAGAUGUAUAAAAAGAAUAGAAUAUAGAUUAAAAAAACAAGUUCAUAAUAAAAUAAUUAAUGAAAAUAAUGAAAAAUUUAAAAAAUAUAAAUCUAAUGAUUAUUUAGUAAAUUGUCUAUUUAAUGAGAUUCAAUUUUCUUCAAAAGAACUUAUAACAUCGAUUACACAAAUGUUACGAUAUACUAAUUCUAUAGUUGGUGGUAUUAUGUCUAUGUGCUUGAUUUCAUCGUACUUAACAAAAUUUUGUAUAUUCAUUGUUCCUACAUAUGGAUUUUGUGUAUUAAUUAUAUUAAAAAAAUUAAAAAAUAUAAAAAUAGAAAUAAAUAAUUUUGAAGAAAAACAAAUGGAAAGAUUUUCAGAUUCUUUACAAAAAAAAAAUAUUAUAACAAUAUUUGGAAAUGAAUAUUAUGAAAACCAACAUUUUUCAAAAAUUAUAAAUUUAACAGAAAAAGAACAUCAAAAGUAUAUUAACUCUGAAUCAAUGUUUUAUUCCUUUUUAAAUAUUGGAACUAAUUUAGUAAUAUGUACUAUUUUAAGUUUUGGAAAAAUCGAACUUAAUAAUAAUCGAAUAACUCAUGGACAGCUUGUUUCUUUUAUUGCUUAUAGUAGUAUGCUUGGUUUAGGUAUCGUUGGUAUUUUAAAACUUAAGAAAGAUAUUAAUUUAUUAAAAUUAAGUAUGAAAAAAAUUUAUGAAAUUUUGGACUUUUCCCCAGAAACAAAUAAUACCACUACUAGUCUUACUGAUCAGGUGGGAAGCGAUAAAAGUAAUGACUUAUCUUUAUCUAAUGCAAACUUAAGUAAUGUCACACAAUUAGAAAGUUCAAUCCAAAGUGAUGAGAAGCAUGAACAGAAUAACAUUAUUUGCGAAAAAAUUGAAGGAAACAUAAAAUUUGAAAAUAUAAAUUUUACAUACAAUAAAUUUGAUAAUGAUAAAAAAAUAAUAUUAAAAAAUAUAAAUUUUGAAAUAAAAAAAAAUGAAAAAGUAGCUAUAAUAGGAAAAAGUGGAUCAGGAAAAUCAACCAUAUGGAAAUUAUUAACUAGACAAUAUGAAUAUGAAGGUAAUAUUUAUAUAGAUAAUUAUAAUAUUAAAAAUUUUGAUCAAACUUAUUUAAAAAAAAGUAUUUUAUCAAUAACUGAACAAGAGUGUUGUAUACUCAACAGGUCUUUAUACGAGAAUAUUGUUUAUGCACUAUUACCAACAAAAGUGUCAGAUAAAAAUGGCGAAAAAGAUUUACUACUAGACAGUAUUGGAGAGAGUGGAAAAUUAGCCAAUGCGACUACUACAAAUAAGGUCAGCACCAUUGAAAAUGAAGAUCAACACAUAAAUAACAAACUAGACGAUAUACAAAAUUGUGAUCAAAUGCUACUAGAAAAAUAUGGAGAUAAAAUAAAUACAAUAAAUUCAACAAUAGAUAUACUAUGUAAAGAAUUAAACUUAGAUGAUUUUAUAAAUUCAAUGCCACAAAAUAUAUUAACUAAUGUUAAUAACAAUUCAAUGUCUUCUGGACAAAAACAAAGAAUAUCUAUCAUACGAUCAUUAAUGAAAAAUAGUUCUAUAUAUAUAUUUGAUGAAAUUACUUCAUUUCUAGAUGAAUCUAAUAUAGAUAAAGUAUAUAAUCUUAUUCAUACAUUAAUACCAGAUAAAACUAUUAUAUAUAUUACACAUUCGUUAAAGCAUUUAAAAGAAAUGGAUAAAAUUAUUAUUAUUGAUCAGGGUACUAUAUCAGCUAUAGGUACUUAUCAAGAACUUAAUAAACAUCCAUUAUUUUUGGAAAUAUUUUCUCUAUAA